Messenger RNA from Planococcus citri (citrus mealybug), 731 nucleotides. RefSeq names its product UPAR/Ly6 domain-containing protein rtv-like. Gene Ontology annotation, biological process: positive regulation of voltage-gated potassium channel activity; regulation of synaptic transmission, cholinergic; sleep. Bases 262 to 729 code for a protein of 155 amino acids. The transcript has a single exon. The record is from RefSeq and is a predicted model, not a curated record. Lineage: Eukaryota; Metazoa; Arthropoda; Insecta; Hemiptera; Pseudococcidae.
AGAUACUCCUGAACAACGCAGGUAAGUAGGUAUAUUUCACAGAAACGUGAUUUGAAAAAAAUAUUUAAAACUGCACACGAUCAGCGAUAUUUUAUACCAAUUGACAAACAACCUAAGCAUUGAAUUUUGGCAACCACUGGAUGCAUCUCGCAAUAUCCCUCUCCGAUUAUAAUUAUUAACAUUCUCCACACUACGUGUACCUAUGUUCAGCCACGCGUCGAGACGCGGUGAAACUCUAGAAUGAGAAACCAGUUUUAAGAAAUGAUUCCUCGCACUCUGUUCAUUUCGCUGAUCGGUUUUUGUAUCGUGAUCCGAGUAAACGCUUCGAUAAAACGAUGUUUUUCAUGCAGAUCUCGCGGCGAAUUGGGAAGCUGCAAAGAUAAAUUCAAAUUUUACAAUGCUAGUCAAUUAGAAACGGAAACCGGAGUCGAAGCUGUACCCUGCGCUUCAGGAUGGUGUGGAAAAGUCAUCGAAACCAGAGAUCACGACUUGAAGGCAGAAGAAUACGGAGUUGCUACUCAAAGAAUGUGCUUGCAAAGAUCACCUUCUGAUAAUGAAGAAAGAUGCGAUGAUACAAUAUGGAGUCAUAAGAAAGUAUUCAUGUGUUUUUGUCAAGGCGAUCUGUGUAAUCAUGGUAUGGCUAUUAGAUCAUCGUUAAAAUUCAUUGCCAUUUUACCUGUUUUGUACUGGGUUUGUAAUCAUUUAGCUCAAUUACAGUUCCUUUUAUGAAA